UGGCCGAGGAGCGGCGGCGGCGUGAACGCGGCUGCAGAGCACCAGCGAGGCGCGGGAGCGGGAGCGCCGCGCCCGCCGCAGCCACCGGAGCCGGGCGAGGAGCGAGCCCGGCCUCCCGGAGCCGCCGGGGAGAGGCUCGCAGCCCUGUGGGGAGCCAGAGAGAGGCCCCUCGCCGAAAGCGCAGCCUCCCCCCCACCAUAUCCCUCCCUCCCUUCCCGGCCCGCCGCCUCCGUCCGCCCCCAGCGAAGAGAAACAAAACAAACCCCCGGCACCGCCACGUUCUCCCGCCUGCUCUUGGCAUUUUUUUUUUUUGUUUGUGGUGUUUGUUUAUUUUUUUUUAUUGGGGGGGCUCUCCUGCCGGACUGACUUGCACCGUCUCUAUAAUUUCUCUUCCCCUCGUUUUGGUUUUCGGUUUUUGUUUUUUUUUUUUAUACACCCCUUGCUUCCAAAUCCUGUGUCUGUGUGUUUCAAUACUAUCACAACCUCUGAUAAGAUUAGAUCUUUUUAUAUACCCUUCCUCCUCCUCUCUGACCCCAUCCAACACCCCUUGUUAAGAUCAAGUUUUCUUCAAACUGAGGAGUAAUUGUGGCCCAUGGACAUCUGAUGUGAUAGGGCAUACUCACCACCCUUAAAAUAUCUUGAGACUGCAGCCUGACUGCAAAAACUGAUCCAUCACAGCAGGUUUUUAAAUACCACUGGUCUUCUAGCAAGUUAAGUGAAUAGGGGAAGAAAAAGCCAACAACCAACCAAACAAAAGAAAACCCCCAAACCAAAAACGAAGCUGCUUCCAAGUAUUGAAGAUACACGGCCAGGAUGAACACGAGGGACGGAAAGGCGACCGAAGGAGGUCUCAACGUCACGCUUACCAUACGCCUGCUCAUGCACGGCAAGGAGGUUGGAAGCAUUAUCGGAAAGAAAGGUGAGACAGUUAAGAAGAUGAGAGAGGAGAGUGGUGCUCGAAUCAAUAUUUCAGAAGGCUCCUGUCCAGAGAGGAUUGUGACAAUAACAGGCCCAACAGAUGCAAUUUUUAAAGCUUUCUCUAUGAUUGCACUAAAAUUUGAAGAGGACAUAAACGCUUCGAUGACAAACAGCACAGUGACAAGCAAACCGCCUGUAACGCUGCGACUCGUCGUCCCGGCGAGUCAGUGUGGAUCCCUUAUAGGAAAAGGAGGUUCCAAAAUCAAAGAAAUCAGGGAGUCCACAGGAGCCCAGGUGCAGGUAGCAGGGGACAUGUUGCCAAACUCAACAGAGCGUGCAGUGACUAUAUCGGGCACUCCUGACGCCAUCAUCCAGUGCGUGAAACAAAUCUGUGUGGUUAUGCUGGAGUCCCCACCCAAAGGUGCCACCAUCCCCUACCGUCCCAAACCUGCCUCUGCACCUAUCAUUUUUGCAGGUGGCCAGGCGUUCACGAUUCCGGGGCAGUAUGCCAUCCCUCAUCCAGACGUGAGUCCAGCGCAUUUGACCAAGCUUCACCAGUUGGCUAUGCAGCAUCCCCCCUUUACUCCCCUUGGGCAGACCACCCCUGGUUUCCCUGGACUGGAUGCCACUACUCCAACCAGUUCCCAUGAACUUACUAUUCCCAAUGAUUUAAUAGGCUGCAUAAUUGGCAGACAAGGCAGUAAGAUAAAUGAAAUCAGGCAGAUGUCAGGAGCGCAGAUCAAGAUUGCUAAUGCCACAGAAGGCUCUGCAGAACGACAAGUUACAAUCACAGGAUCCCCUGCAAACAUCAGCUUAGCACAGUACCUCAUUAAUGCAAGGGAUUCCCCACACAGCGAGACGAGAAUAGACCCCUUCAUUUUUAGUUGCACAAACACCACAUGGCAUGCCUCUGGAUCUCAGAAGAUAACAAUUUAAGACCUUCAAGACAGCUAAAGCAUGCAAAUAAAAUAAGGCACUUGCUAAUGGAGCUGCAGUGAGCCGCUCACCAGAGACAGAAAUGCUAGUGAACAAACCUCUGUUUGACUCACUUUAGAGAAGCCUGUGAACUCUCACACUUCUGUUCAUUACUGCUUAAUGAGUCUUUUGAUGGAGUGGGAUAUAUGUGAGGCCCUUUAACAUACUUUUGCAAAGAAGAAACCUUCUCAGCAGUCACAUACCACGGAUACUCUCUCUAUACUCUGUGAAACCAGAAACCAAACAUUUCCUUCCUGCUGAAUUUCUAGACAGAAGUUGCUUGUUGCCAUCAUCUACAAUAAACCAUCAUCUCUUACUCUGUACCAUGUAUUGAAACUGUGUUUAGAUGAAGCGACUUCAUUUGUAAAUGAAGACUCUUAAAGUAAUGUAUAAUAAAUUAAGCUCUAAGGUAACAUAGGACAUUAAGGUGACUUGUUCAUUUUAAAAAGUGACA
Molecule: messenger RNA, 2347 nt
Organism: Dryobates pubescens (Downy woodpecker)
Lineage: Eukaryota; Metazoa; Chordata; Aves; Piciformes; Picidae
Product: poly(rC)-binding protein 3
Exons: 15
Coding region: 814-1854 (346 amino acids)
Biological process (GO): negative regulation of mRNA splicing, via spliceosome
Cellular component (GO): nucleus; cytoplasm
Molecular function (GO): mRNA binding
Source: RefSeq, a predicted model, not a curated record